AUGGCAGCGGAGGACAGGGAGAUGAUGGAAGCCCGGGGAGCAGGAGAAAGCUGCCCAACUUUCCCCAAGGUUGUGCCCGAUGACCCCAUGUCUGAAGGGAAAUCAAGAGCCUCUUUGGAGGCAGAGUCCCCGAAGCCAGACUCUUCCUACAACCACCUGGAGGAGAUGGAAGCUUGCGAAGACGGAGGCUGCCCGGGGCCCCCCAAGUCACCGUCCUCUAAGGCAGGCCACACCACCAAGGGCCAGGCGGGCGACGGACCCGGCCUCGGGGAGCUGGCCCCCGCCCCGGCCGUCCCCGAGCCCCCGGGGACCGAGCGCAACACCGAGAUGGAGCUGGAGAAGGUGCGCAUGGAGUUCGAGCUCACCCGGCUCCGCUACCUGCACGAGGAGAACGAGCGCCAGCGGCAGCACGAAGAGGUGAUGGAGCAGCUGCAGCAGCAGGCCACGCCCCGCCUGUUCUCGGGAGGCCUCCAGGACCUCCUGCUCCCCCAGAACCAGUUUGCCAUGUUCCUGUACUGCUUCAUCUUUAUACACAUAAUCUAUGUCACCAAGGAGAUGAUCUUCUUUCUCUUCUCCAAGCACUACCUGUUCUGCAUCGCGGCCAUUUUGCUCUGUUUGAUUAAAACGUUAUGCGCUGGCUCCCCCCGGGACCCCUGGGCGCCCCCGCCGGCCGGGCACCCUGGGUUGGGCACCCUGGGCGCGCGCUCGCCGCUCGGGCUCCGGGCUCGUCUCACGCCCAGCGGGGCGGCCCUGAGUUUUGUCACCUGGGUCCCCGUGUGCACAGCGCCGGGCACCGAGCCUGGCCUGCAGGACCCGGUUGCAGCAGCAAAUACUCGCCAGCCGCGCGGUGGCAUCUUCCCGCCCGCCAGGGAUGACACGAGUCUGGACUUCCCAGCGUCGCCCUUCUCCGCGCCCAGGGCACCGAGGAGCGUCCCUAAGUCCCCAGGGGCUCCUUUAGGGCCGGGCCCGGGAGGGGCGGUGAGGACGCGCUCCUCGGGGAGGGCGGGGAGCGGGACCGACGAGGGCAGGCCCGGGUCACCUGCCGCCGCCGCGCUGUCACUUCGCUGCACUUGCUAG
Molecule: messenger RNA, 1077 nt
Organism: Nyctereutes procyonoides (raccoon dog)
Lineage: Eukaryota; Metazoa; Chordata; Mammalia; Carnivora; Canidae
Gene: TMEM247
Product: transmembrane protein 247
Exons: 4
Coding region: 1-1077 (358 amino acids)
Cellular component (GO): endoplasmic reticulum
Source: RefSeq, a predicted model, not a curated record